Molecule: messenger RNA, 2028 nt
Organism: Umbelopsis ramanniana AG
Lineage: Eukaryota; Fungi; Mucoromycota; Umbelopsidomycetes; Umbelopsidales; Umbelopsidaceae
Exons: 8
Coding region: 172-1902 (576 amino acids)
Biological process (GO): intracellular magnesium ion homeostasis; magnesium ion transmembrane transport
Cellular component (GO): membrane
Molecular function (GO): magnesium ion transmembrane transporter activity
Source: RefSeq, a predicted model, not a curated record
UUUAGUCUGGUCUCUGCAGAAAUGAGGGAUCUUGCUGUCAUUCUCGAUUUCAAAGUCGGCGAGACAACCACAUCAAAGGUGCGGAAAAUUGCCCCACCAAAUUUAGCAAGUCACGCCUGGCGGCUGCAGACAAUGUGAACCGUGCUUUCCGCUAUCCUUCACCGUUCAACUAUGACAAAAUCAAGAAAGCGCGGCAAUAGAACAAGCCGGCCACCAGCUGUACCAAAUCGAGAUCAGUACCAGAGAUUAGAUCAACCCAAUGGCACAGAAGAUUCACAAAAUUCGGCAAGAUCUACUCUUGGAAGGAUAUUCGGUAGAACACCUUCCGCAGAUAGUCCUUCACAAGAACGCAACGUUUACUUUUCCUCACGGCCACAAGAUGGAAAUUAUAGCCCUAGACAGCUGUCCCCAUUAUCGCCUAAUACUGGUUCAGAGCAGCCUCCUACCGAUCUUUUGAUCGAUAUAGGUCCUCCACCCAGCAACACUAUAGCCAACUAUCUGAACGAUGACCCAUAUAAUUCUGAUAUUGAUACCACGUCAAGACACACUUCAGUGGCGGAAGAAGAUGUUUGUUUCCCGCAGCCGGAUAUCGAGAAGCACCAGGGAGAGACUGACUAUAACGCUUUGGAAGAAUUCUUGGAUGAGGAAGGUGCCGUUCUAUUUUCGUCACCCAUCACCGACAGGUCCAAUCGAAAGUCGUCACGAAACGUAUUUACCGCAAGCCCGACAGAAACAAGCCCUCAAGGAGACAAUGACAUUAGAAAACGGCAUAGGCGUUUGUCAACAGUUGGAGAGCGCCGAUUUUCAAUGUAUGGUGAUAGAGAUAAGCAUCUUGAUGUCGAUCAACAAGACAAUAGCUAUCGUGUUACAUUUUAUUCUCCCCACCUAAGCGCUACAAUUCAUGCUCGCACAAUAUCUGAAAUACCCUCUAAUGGCGAAACCUUAGUAAGCAUGAUGAAGAAAGGUCAAUAUUGGAUUGAUAUAUUGAAUCCAACGGAUAUGGAGAUGAAAGCCCUGAGCAAGAUCUUCCAUAUACAUCCAUUGACGACGGAAGAUAUCACAAUGGAAGAAUCAAGAGAGAAGUGCGAAGUGUUCAAAAACUAUAUCUUUGUUUGUUUUCGCUCUUUUGAUGCCGAUCAGUAUUCUGUAAACUACCUGCAACCUAUCGGUUUAUAUAUUAUUAUGACAAGAGAGGCGAUCUUAACGUUUCACUAUCGACCUAUGAUGCAUCCACAUAACGUUCGGAAACGCAUCAAACAGCUGAAAGAUUACAUUAACGUCACACCAGAUUGGAUCAUGUAUGCUCUUUUGGACGACAUUACCGAUACCUUUGCACCCCUCAUCCGCGCUAUAGAGUUUGAAGUGGAUUCAAUUGACGAACUCGUUCUCAUUUUGAAGGAAUCAGAACAGUCGGAUAUGCUUCGAAGAAUUGGUUAUUGCAGGAAACGAAUGAUGGGCCUUUUAAGGUUGCUAGUGUCCAAAGCUGACGUUGUAAAGACGAUAUUGAAACGAAGUGAAAGCCGUAAUACUGACGGUCUUGGUCCUGCACUUUGCCCGGAAGUUGUUUUAUACCUUGGAGAUGUUCAAGAUCAUAUCAUCACCAUGCUUCAAAGUUUGAACCACUACGAAAAGAUCAGUUCUCGGUCGCAUAGCAAUUACCUUGCCCAGAUAUCCAUCGAAAUGACUCAAACCAACAAUGAAAUCAACGAUAUUCUCUCCAAACUCACAGCUUUGGGUAGUAUAUUAGUGCCUAUGAAUCUUGUAACUGGUUUAUGGGGUAUGAACGUGCAAGUUCCUGGACAAAACGAGGAGGGAUUAACUUGGUUCUUUUCUAUUAUGGGAGGUAUUUUAACAUUCUGUAUUGCCAGCACAAUCGUUAUGAGAGCGUACAAUAUCAUAUAAUACGUUUCGCUGUUGGAUCUAUGGAAGGAAGUCAAACGAUCCAAAAAGAAGGUGAAAUAUAAUGAGGGCGAUAAUAAAUCUGAUAUUAUUUUGUUGAUGCAGAUAGUGCAUUGUGGUAUAUUAAUA